AUGAAUCGAAACAAGCCGCCAUCGGCUACUUUUUUUACGCUUGCACACAAACUUAAGACAAAAUUAUCUCAUAUUGAAGGCCCCGCGAAAGCCAUGAACACGGCAGGUCCUUCGCAAAAACCCUCUAAACCCACGAGAAAAAUUAAUAUAACCUGGAAAUGCGAUAAUAAGAUCGUGCGAAUGCAGGAGGGUGGCCCACUCCAACCGGUGGCCCACUUCUGUCUACAUCACUCUACUACUUUAAAAUCCGAAUUGUCCGAAAAAAAACAGAAGCGGGUGAGAACAAGGAAGAAGAAAACACAAUUAAGCUACUCAUCUUCAAGCAGUGAAGAUGGUGCAACGAACAAUCGCCCAUCCAAAAAAACUCACCCGAAUAACAAAAAACAAAACUCAAAAUACUCUUUAACAACAUCUUCCUCAUCGGAUGAAUUUGCAAAAAAUGAAGAUGUUAACGUUCAGAGCAGCGGCAGUAUAAGUCUUUCACCAAAUGACUCGUUUGAUAUCGAAGAAUUUUUAAAACUACAUGCCCCAGACCCCAAAGACAUGCCAGCAACUGUUGAUGAAUUGCCUGGUGGUUCUACAAAUUAUCAAGAAUUACCCAUCUCUACAGAAGAUUAUUCAGAAUAUGAAGUUAUUGAUCUCCAAACAGUAAACGAGCAAUCGCAGAAUCUUGACAGCGAACUGACUAUUAUUCGUCAAAAAAUUCAAGUAGACAAACCUCUUUUGGUGAACGCAUGCAGGGAAGAUCCGGUAUCAUCCAUGAGAAAUGCCAUGAAGCGUUGCACGUUUUCGCCCUAUCAAAAAAUCGACGUACAAUUUGUGGAUGUCGACGAGGUCCCAGAGGGAGCUAUCGACGAAGGUGGGCCUUCGCGUGAAUUAUUCCGACUGAGUUUAAAACAGCUUCAAAAUAGUGAGAUAUUUAUUGGUAGUCCCUAA
Messenger RNA from Brassicogethes aeneus, 936 nucleotides. Lineage: Eukaryota; Metazoa; Arthropoda; Insecta; Coleoptera; Nitidulidae. The record is from the annotation of a GenBank genome assembly.